CGCACCCUCCACCAAUCAAACGGCGCCUCUCCAUUGAAUCACCCACUCAGAACCAACAGUAAAAAAGUAAAAAAAAAAAUAAAUCGGAGCAAGUAAUUUUAUCAUAUGCACGAAAUUUAUAAUAAAAGAGAAAACGAAAACUUACAUUAUUGAGAGAGAAGUAGACGAUGGAGUAGAGCAAGGGAGACAGUGUUGAAUGUAUGUUUUAUUUUUUAGUUUUCGACUCAGUCAUUUUAAUCCCUUGAGAAAUCUAAAAAUCCCGAGUUUCUCCUUCCCACAGAGAGAGAGAGAAAAAGAAAGCAAAAGUGUUUAUUUUUCUUAUUUUUUUAUAAUUUUUUUUUUAAGAAGAGGGAGAAAAUUUGGGUCUCUGUUGUUUGUUUUUCUUUGGGCUAUUAUCAAUGGUUGAAUUAUAGAAAACGGAACAAAAUUUCAAUUUUUUCCCCUUUCGAAUUAAGAAGGAAAAGAAAAGGAAAAGUUAACUAAAGAUGCGAUCUUUCAUUUGAUUCUGGGAGUGUGGUGAAAUCUGAGCCGUUGGAUUUUCCGUUCGAUUGAUUAUCAGACAGUGGAAAACACAGAGAGAGACCAGAAAAAAAACAGAACAAGAGAAAUGAACGGAGGCGAUGAGGUGGUCGCAGCUCCGGCGGGCCCGCCACAGCCGUUGGAUUGGAAAUUCUCUCAGGUAUUUGGUGAACGAACCGCCGGAGAAGAAGUUCAAGAAGUUGAUAUUAUUUCAGCAAUUGAAUUUGAUAAAACUGGGGAUCAUCUUGCGACUGGUGACCGUGGGGGGCGGGUGGUUCUCUUUGAGAGAACUGAUACAAAGGAUCAUGGUGUACCGAGAAGGGAUCUGGAGAGAAUUGAUUAUCCAAUCUGUCGGCAUCCUGAGUUCCGUUACAAGACGGAGUUCCAGAGCCACGAGCCUGAGUUUGACUAUCUCAAGAGCUUGGAAAUAGAGGAAAAAAUUAACAAAAUUAGAUGGUGCCAAACAGCCAAUGGUGCCUUGUUUCUCCUUUCCACCAAUGAUAAAACCAUCAAGUUUUGGAAGGUACAAGAAAAGAAGGUCAAGAAAAUUUCUGACAUGAAUUUGGACCCAUCAAAAGCUGUAGGAAAUGGCAGCAUUGCUAGUUCAAGUAAUUCGUGUAGCCCCAAACCUUGCGUUGCAAAUGGAGGGUCCCCUGACCGAUCCUACAACGAUUUGGGCAAUGACUUUUCUUUCCCACCAGGAGGCGUUGCAUCAUUACGUUUACCUGUGGUAGUAACAAGUCUGGAGACCAACCUAGUGGCCAGAUGUCGAAGAGUAUAUGCCCAUGCUCAUGAUUAUCACAUCAAUUCUAUUUCAAAUAACAGUGAUGGCGAAACUUUUAUAUCAGCUGAUGAUCUGCGUAUAAAUCUUUGGAACUUGGAAAUUAGCAAUCAAAGUUUCAAUAUUGUUGAUGUAAAGCCUGCAAACAUGGAGGAUCUAACUGAGGUUAUAACAUCAGCAGAGUUUCAUCCUUCCCACUGUAACAUGUUAGCAUAUAGUAGUUCGAAGGGCUCAAUUCGCCUCAUUGAUUUGCGGCAGUCAGCGUUGUGUGAUUCUCACGCCAAAUUGUUUGAAGAACCGGAGGCACCUGGUUCUAGAUCAUUUUUUACAGAGAUAAUUGCCUCAAUCUCGGAUAUUAAAUUUGCUAAGGAUGGAAGAUACAUACUUAGCCGUGAUUACAUGACUCUUAAGUUGUGGGACAUCAAUAUGGAUUCAGGUCCAGUUGCGACAUUCCAGGUUCAUGAAUAUUUAAGACCUAAGCUGUGUGAUUUGUAUGAAAAUGAUUCUAUCUUUGACAAAUUUGAGUGUUGCCUAAGUGGUGAUGGAUUACGAGUGGCAACAGGUUCCUACAGCAAUCUGUUUCGUGUAUUUGGUUGUGCCCCGGGAAGCACUGAGGCGACAACUUUGGAAGCCAGCAAAAAUCCAAUGAGGAGACAAGUUCAGACUCCCUCAAGGCCUUCCAGAUCCCUAAGCAGUAUAACACGUGUAGUCAGACGAGGAGCAGAAGCCCCUGGAGUUGAUGCAAAUGGAAAUUCUUUUGAUUUCACGACCAAGUUGCUGCACCUAGCAUGGCACCCAACUGAAAACUCGAUUGCCUGUGCUGCUGCAAACAGCUUGUACAUGUACUAUGCAUAAAGCUUGUCCAAGAAGAAAUGUAUUUGCUUGGCUAACUUUUGUUGGUUGCUGAUGGCGAAAGCUCCUUUUCCUUUCCCGCCAACCAGUGAGCUAAAGGCUACAUUGAUUCUCACACUUCCAGUGCCCCUAAAAUCCGUAGCACACGCUAUAUUAUCAAGGUCAAGAAAUGGCUGUCACAGAUCCAUGAGGAAGCAACCUGUCUUUGUUCCCGGGUGGGCAGCUUGAUUCUCUUUUUCUCCACCCUCUCUCCUCCCAAACCUCACAAAUUCCUUUUGCCUGUUCUUUUCUUCUUUUUACCCCCUUCCCUAUCUUCUUUUAAAAUAGAAGAUGGAGUAAUGUUUCUAGAUUUGUGUUGGGUUGAUGUUAGAGGAAAAUGUGAUUGUAGCUCUCCUACAACAAAACUAAAGGAUGUUCAAUAUUUGCCUCUAGGUUUAAGGUAAAUGUAGUUUUUUACUCAAAUCUUGGUGGGAAGGAGCUGUUAAAACUUGCAGUCAUCAUUUUUUUAUUGAUUCUUUUGUCAUGUUUGGAACUUCA
This is a messenger RNA of Theobroma umbraticum, 2689 nucleotides long. RefSeq names its product serine/threonine protein phosphatase 2A 55 kDa regulatory subunit B beta isoform. Gene Ontology annotation, cellular component: protein phosphatase type 2A complex. The record is from RefSeq and is a predicted model, not a curated record. Gene Ontology annotation, molecular function: protein binding; protein phosphatase regulator activity. Lineage: Eukaryota; Viridiplantae; Streptophyta; Magnoliopsida; Malvales; Malvaceae.